Molecule: messenger RNA, 566 nt
Organism: Meloidogyne enterolobii
Lineage: Eukaryota; Metazoa; Nematoda; Chromadorea; Rhabditida; Meloidogynidae
Source: the annotation of a GenBank genome assembly
CGGGGUGUAUCCUAAAUAGGAGGUAUUGCUCUCACCCAGGGCCAAACCAAUUUUUAAAAAGUCUCUUAAAUAGAGGUUACCUUAUAUUGGAGGUAUCUAUACUGACGUUUUUUAUUCAGGAACCUCUUCUAUCAACAACAACCAGUACUUGUACAAAAGGGGGAGGUGUUAGUUCUUCAAACCCUUCAAUGUGUAUUCCACAGCAACAACAUCAUCAACCUUCAGGUUUAAUCCAUCUUGGACCUGGAAUUUCUCCUACCUGCCCAAGACAUGGGCGCGCAGCUCAAAUGUUGUUGGCAGCAGCUGCAGCAAAUCGUUCAGGAGGGAUUGGGGUUGAUGGAGGAGGUAUCAGUGGAGGCAACAUACCCUCAACAACAAUAACAACACCUCCAGCCCUUCAAAUGAAUUUAAACAACAAUAAUUCUAUAAUGUCGACUACUACACAAAAAAUACAAGCAAAUAUUAACAAUAAUAAUGGCUCGUCUUCAUUAAAUGGAGGUGCUUUUGAUGGAAAUGGAAGUAAUGGACAGCAAAAACAAAGGACAAUUGAAGAAGUUCAAGUUUAG